Pseudoliparis swirei is the source of this 1098-nucleotide messenger RNA. RefSeq lists its product as uncharacterized. Bases 11 to 793 code for a protein of 260 amino acids. NCBI's taxonomy places the organism in Eukaryota, Metazoa, Chordata, Actinopteri, Perciformes, Liparidae. The record is from RefSeq and is a predicted model, not a curated record. The transcript has 4 exons.
CCAACUGCGCAUGCGUCGUUCAGACAUGGACCGCGAGGAGCCUCCGGUCUCUGUCCCCGUGUCUCCAGGAGAAAUGAUGAGACUGUUGGUGAAGCAGCAAGUCCACGCGGCCGUUGAAGAGUCUUUUGAGCUGUUGGACACAUUGACAGCAGCUUAUGAGGACACCGUGUCUCAGUUGAGAGAACAAUGGCGACACACAUCAGAUGUCCAGCAGCAGGUAGGGAUUAAAGCAGAUGUCCCCACUGAGGACCAGGACCAGGAGGAGCCGGAGCCCCUCCACAUAAAAGAGGAGCCGGAGCCCCUCCACAUAAAAGACCUGCACGAUCUCUGGACCCGUCGAGAGGGAGAUCAGCUCAUUGUGCUGGAGGUGGCCGAUAUUGCCAAAUUCUCAUUCACUGCUGUUACUUUGGAGAGUGAAGAUGACGAACCUCAGACCUCACGGCUUCAUCAAAGCCAGACGGAGGACGACAGAGAGGCGGAGCCUCCAGCCGGCAGCUCAGCUACACCGAUACAUACAGAAACUGAUGGAGAGGACUGUGGGGGAUCAGGACCGGACAGGAACCUAAAUCCACAUCGCCAUUCACAUCCAAAUGCUGUUGAUGAAGAGGCUUCAGACUCUUCUGAGACUGAAGCCAGUUGUGGUGAUUGGCAAGAAGCUUUGUCAGAUUCUGGACCUGAAAGUGUAGAUGGCGACAAUGUCUGGAAGGAGCCCGGGGCACCUGAGUCUGCUGCAGAUGCCCUGAAAUAUAAGGAAGCUCUUAAAGCCUUUUAUUGUAGUUGUACUAUUGUCUAAAGGCAAGCAAACCUCUCGCGCCUGACCGGGGAAUCGCGGAAAGGCGUGAGAGGCUCCCCACCGACCGACCGUCCGUCCAUCCGACCAGCAGCUGCUGCUGGAGAUGCACUUUAAACGCUUCAACGACCCCAACUUCAUCCUCACCGCCUUCGCCCCAAGUGCAGCAAGACUUUCACUCGCAGGAACACCAUGGCUCGCCACUGGGAGAACUGGGGAGGUGGAGGAUGCCAAGAAUGGAGACCCACCCCCGAAGAAAGGGAGGAGAGGUAGGAAGAGGAAGAUGAGGAGCAGGAUAGAUGAGGAUG